Rhagoletis pomonella (apple maggot) is the source of this 1075-nucleotide messenger RNA. Its product is annotated as protein-lysine N-methyltransferase CG9154. Gene Ontology annotation, biological process: methylation. The coding region runs from base 218 to 883 and encodes 221 amino acids. The transcript has 3 exons. Lineage: Eukaryota; Metazoa; Arthropoda; Insecta; Diptera; Tephritidae. Gene Ontology annotation, molecular function: protein-lysine N-methyltransferase activity; nucleic acid binding. The record is from RefSeq and is a predicted model, not a curated record.
UCAUAAAACAAAAUAUGUGCUAUGUUUAUUAUUCAAUUUAUGUUUAAACCGAUGCAUCGGAUAGCAGUCAUCGAUAUUUAUUCUGGAUUAAUGAUAUUACAUCCCAAUACUACGUCCACGCGUUGUAAAAUCGAGGAUUGUUUCAUAUAUUUUUAACUGGCGGUCUAACAAACAAAAAAGGAUUCAGUUAAACUGAACUGUUACGUUCAAUAAAACAAUGGAUGACGAGUUUACUCUUCCUGCGGACACAUUAAAGAUACUCAAUGAAUUUCUUCAACAGAAGGCACAAAGAGAACGGGAUGAGCUUGAACGGAUAGAAAGCAAAGCCGCCACGGAUGUGAUGUUCGAGGAAGAUUGGCAACUAAGUCAGUUUUGGUACAAUGAAUCGACUAAGCAGGCGCUGGGAAAAGCAGUUUGCAAAUUGCUUUCUGAGCUGCAAAAUGAGGCUAACAAGAAUAGUUACCGCAUAGCCCUUCUAUCCUGUCCUUCACUAUACGACACUGUGAAGCAAUUGCACAAUAAUGUGAAAAUCUUCGAGUUCGAUAAGCGCUUCUCUGCGUGUGGGGAGGAUUUUGUACAUUAUGAUUUUAACAAAGCAAAUGAAAGUGGAUAUCUUGAAGAAUUCAAGGAAACAUUCGAUCUUAUCAUAGCUGAUCCCCCAUUUUUAUCAGAAGAAUGUAUUACAAAAAUAUCUAAAAUCAUAGGCAGUUUAAGCAAAUCGAGUACAAAAAUUUUAUUUUGCUCCGGCGCCAUUGUCGAGCCAUGGCUGACAACUUGUUUGCAACUGAAAAAGUGUGCUUUUGAACCAAGACAUGAACGUAACUUGGGGAACGAGUUUGUUUCAUUUGCGAAUUUCGAUAUUGACAGUUAUGUAAAUUCAUAGAUUAAUAUUAUAGAAAUAGGUGUAAUAAAUCGGUUCAUAUAAUUUCCGAUUCAAAAAUUUAACAUAAAUUUGAAUGGAUCAAAAAAAUAUUCGGCCCUAACGCGAAUUUCACGUGAACAAAUAUUCGCAAAAAUUAUAAAGCAAGUUAAAGUCAAUUGUUUCCGAUAUGUCUGUUAAAUUCUGGGGACGAUU